Messenger RNA from Danio rerio (zebrafish), 2223 nucleotides. It is a transcript of the gene mfap3l, whose product is annotated as microfibril associated protein 3 like. Lineage: Eukaryota; Metazoa; Chordata; Actinopteri; Cypriniformes; Danionidae. The record is from RefSeq and is marked provisional.
GAAAACAAAUGAACAAAAUGUACACGGACCAGUCUCGACUGGUAGUCAAGUCACAACUGACAAACCAAACCCAUUAAACAGGCGAUUCAGAGGCUCGUGUGAGCUUCGACUGUGCUCAUAUCAGGACGAACAUCCGGAGGUAACGAGAGGAACCAUCAUGUUGAGUGCAUCCACAGGAAAGACCAUGCCAAGCUUGGGUUCCCUGUGCGGUCCGGUUUGCAGAUAACCAGUGACUGUAACAUGAGGACCGGUGGAGAAUGACAUCCCAUUGUUACAGAGAGCCAUUGAAAAUGAAGAGGGUGAACGGAUACGUGAUCAUUUAUUUAGCAUCCGUGAUUAGUUUCUGUGCAGCAGGGGCUUUGAACAUCACAGCGGUGGAUGGAGAGGGAGGAGAGAACAGGACGGAGGCCAACGGUGCAGGUUCGAUCCCUGUGGUGGUCACCAAGACCAGCCAGAUCAUCGCCCGUGAGGGAAACUGCGCUUUAAUUGACUGUAAUGUCACCGGUGACCCUUUCCCUAAUGUCCAGUGGUUCAACUCACACGGACACCUGCUCGACACAAAGAAAAGUGAUGGUAAAUGGUGGAUUCUGGACAGCGGCGUCCUCAACAUCACCAGCAUCACGUUUGCAGACCGCGGGAAAUACACGUGCGUGGCGUCCAACUCUCAUGGCACGGCCAACUGCACGGUGACCCUCCGCGUGGUCUUCACCAACGGAGACAUGGGCGUUUACUACAUGGUGGUGUGUCUGGUGACGUUCACCAUCAUAAUGAUCCUCAACAUCACGCGCCUCUGCAUGAUGAGCAGCCAUCUCAAGAAAACCGAGAAGGCCAUCAACGAAUUCUUCCGCACGGAAGGUGCAGAAAAACUCCAAAAGGCCUUCGAGAUCGCAAAGCGCAUUCCCAUCAUCACCUCGGCGAAAACGCUGGAGCUAGCGAAAGUCACGCAGUUCAAAACCAUGGAGUUUGCGCGCUACAUCGAGGAGUUAGCGCGCAGCAUCCCGCUCCCGCCGCUAAUCAUGAACUGCCGCACAUUCAUGGAGGAGAUCCUGGAAGUGGUCGGCGUGGAGGAAAUGAGACACACUUUUGUUCGGCAAGCCCCCGAGAGUCUCGAUGGACACGGCGCGGUGGCCGCUAGCAACCCUGCUGAUGUUUUUACUAUUUUGCGCGAGCGUGAGCGCAGCGAGUCUCCAGCCGCAGACUCAGACGACGCCUCGCUUCACGAGCAGCCUCAACACAUCGCCAUUCAGGUUUCGGUUCAUCCGCAGUUAACAUCACCAGGAUGCUGUAACAUAGAAGCCCCACCCCUUUCUGAAAUAGGCUCCACCUCUCCACCCCCAUUGGCUCAGCUGCCUCUGGUGGAGGAGUCUGUUGAGCAGGAAAACAAGGAGGAGUCUGUUCAAGAGGGUGGUGCUACAAAGAAAACCCAAGUCAUUUAUGAAAGCCAUGUGUAAUAUCCUGAAGGAAGGAUUAUGACCUCGCUAUGCAUUUGCUUUGGGGCAAGAAAAGGUCAAGGUUUGUGUUUUUGUUCUUUUCAGAAGAAAUUGCUUUCUAUUUAGUCAUCUUAAAACAAGAUGAAGAGCUGCGUUUUUGUGUUUGAUCUCUCGAAACUCGAAUGUUCGGUUCAUAUUUCACCUUGAAAUCAAUUGGGGAAAAAAUUCGUAGUUGAAUUUUUUUUGCUUAAACACAAUAAAUAAAACCCAUAGAUUGUUUUUUGCAUUGAAUUGGGAAAUUUUCAUUACAAUCGUUUAGAUUUAACCCUUUUUUUCCCCCAAAAAAAGUUAUUGCAAAUUUGCAAUUUGUAAAAUGCAGUUUUUGGUGCUGUAUAUAGUUAAAGAAUUUCUAAAAAUAUACAUUUAAAAUGUAUUUAAGCAUUUAUAUUCGUUCAGUGCUAUCAUUUGCAAAAAUAAAAAUACAAGAAAAUCGAUGCAGACUUGCAUUAGCAUUUUGAAUUAUGAGAUGAUCGCUAAAAAGUCACAAUCCAGAUCUAUUGCAUUGAAUUGUGGCAUUUUAACAGAUGUUUCCCGAAAGUUAUAACAAUGCAUAAAAUGUUGUUCCUGUCACUAGGGGUGUAACGGAUCACAAAUCUCACGGUUCGGAUCACAUUAUGGUUUUGUAGUCACGGAUCAGCCAUGUUUCGGAUCAGCCAAAAAGGGAGGAGACAAAUGUCAUUUGCAUUUCAUUUAUUACACAAACAAAACUCUGCAAGAAACUUUUGGAUUUAAC